Molecule: messenger RNA, 2310 nt
Organism: Beauveria bassiana ARSEF 2860
Lineage: Eukaryota; Fungi; Ascomycota; Sordariomycetes; Hypocreales; Cordycipitaceae
Product: RNA recognition domain-containing protein
Exons: 1
Coding region: 1-2310 (769 amino acids)
Molecular function (GO): RNA binding
Source: RefSeq, a predicted model, not a curated record
AUGAGUGUCGCCGAAGAGAGCAAAAAGAGGCUUCGGCCCGAAAUUGAGGAGGCGCUGGCAGCAAUGCCAGACUCGGAGACAGUUGCUGCUCCCGCGCCAAAAAAAGCCCGGACGGAAGAGCGUAGAUCUCUUUUUGUUCGAUCACUACCUCCAAAUGUGACGAACGAAAGCCUUGCGGAGUUUUUCUCCGAAUACUUCCCCGUCAAGCAUGCCACUGUGGUUAUUGAUCAGCAGACAAAGGAGUCUCGCGGCUUCGGUUUCGUGACUCUGGCGGACGCUGACGACGCCAAGCAGGCGCAGAUUGUUUUCGACAAGAAGCGAUGGGAAGACAGAACCAUUCGAGUUGAAGUGGCCGAGCCGAGACAAAGAAAAGAAGCCACCGAGGGGGCCCAACCUCGUCAGAAGCCAGGAAAGCCUGAGUUUGAGCCGACGCCAAAGUUGAUAGUGCGAAAUCUGCCCUGGAGCAUUCGCAACUCUGAGCAGCUUGGCCAUCUUUUCCGUAGCUACGGCAAGGUUAAGUUCGCGGAUUUGCCCAAGAACAAGGGAAAGCUCAAGGGGUUCGGAUUCGUUACCCUACGCGGCAAAAAAAAUGCCGAGAAGGCUCUCGAAGGUAUCAACGGCAAGGAAAUCGAUGGCAGAACCCUUGCUGUUGACUGGGCUGUCGACAAGGACACAUGGGAACAAAGGCAAGCCGGGGAAGGGAAGGAGGGCGAAAGUGGCGAUGACCAAACCAGCUCUGAAGAAGACUCGGACGCUGAAGACGACGACGACGACGAUGACGACGACGACGAAGACCUCAAUCAAGACAAGGAAGAGGGUCAGCUGAACACUGACCUGGAGAAUUUCAUGAAGAACCAUAUGCAAAAUAUAGAGGAUGAGGAUGAGGAUGAGGAUGAAGACGGCGAAGAAGAAACAAAGAGAAAAGAAGAGCGUAACAACUCGUCUGACAAUUCUUGCACAAUCUUUGUCCGCAACCUGCCAUUUACCACCAACGACGAACACCUCAAGUCAUUCUUCAGCAGCUUUGGAAACGUUCGAUAUGCGCGUGUCGUUAUGGACAAAGCUACAGAUCGCCCUGCGGGAACCGCGUUUGUUUGCUUCUAUCAGGAGGAGGAUGCCAAGACAUGUAUCAAGGGAGCUCCACGGCGACAGCAGCCAGCUGCCUCGGGCAAGAAAUCGAUCCUGAAAGACGACAAUCUUGAUCCUACAGGAAAGUAUACUCUUGAUGGUCGUCUCCUCAGCAUUGCGCAGGCUGUAAAUCGUGCUGAAGCUAGCAACUUGGCAGAAAGCUCGUUGGCAAACCGGAGAGAAAAGGACAAGAGACGGCUCUAUCUUCUUGCUGAGGGUUCCAUCGGUACCAAUUCGCCUAUAUACAACCUGCUGAGUCUGCCUGAAAUCCGAAUGCGACAGGCCAGCGCGGUUCAAAGGAAAAAGCUCGUCCAAGGUAACCCAACUCUGCAUAUUAGUCUCACAAGAAUUGCGCUACGAAAUAUCCCAAAAAACAUUGGCUCCAAAGAACUCAAGGAGUUGGCCCGAAAAGCUGUAGUCGGAUUUGCGCAGGAUGUUAAAGAAGGCAUUCGCGAGCCACUGUCUAAAGAGGAGAACGCAAGAGACGGAAAGGACGCCAAGGAGAAGGAGAAGCAAAGAAAACUUAAAGGAAAGGGCAUCGUGCGUCAAGCUAAAAUUGUCUUUGAGAGCACUCAGGGCUCCAAGGUCAGCGAAGAAUCUGGUGCUGGCAAGAGCCGUGGCUAUGGCUUCAUCGAAUACGUGUCUCAUCAUUGGGCCCUGAUGGGUCUGCGAUACCUGAACGGCUACCAGAUGGAUGACACGGAAGAGGGCAAGAAGAAGCGCCUGGUUGCGGAAUUUGCCAUUGAGAAUGCCCAAGUUGUGCAGCGCAGAAGAAUAAAUGAAGAAAAAUCCAGGCAAACGAGGGAAGACGCUACUAAGGGGAAGCCGCGCUUCGAAAAGGAUAAUGACGAGGAAGAGCCUAACGGCAACAGAGUGCGCGGCGAAGGAGGCGGAAGAGGCGGCCGUGGGGGUCGUGGGGGCAAUCGGGGCGGAAGAGGUGGCCCUGACAGCAGAGACCUUGGCGAUGAUAGAGGCCGUGACGGUGCGCGGGGUCGCGGUGGUGCUCGUGGCCGUGGUGGUGACCGAGGACGUGGUGGGGGGAGAGACCGCCGAGACAGGAAACCUCUCAUGGACAAAUUCAAGGGCGAUGGACGCGACACCGGCGGCAAAGAGGGCAUGCAGCAAAAGCUCAUGGCGCGCAAGCAUCAGAUGCGCAAGAAGAAGGCCGAAUCUAGAGGCUAA